GGCAGCUGUUGAGCGGGGUGUGAUAUAUUCGUACCGUGUCGUUUGUUGCGCAGAUACUCCAUCGACCGCCACACGGACCUAGAGAGGCUGUUCAACAUCGACUCUGUGAACGGCAGCAUCACGACCCUGAAGGCCCUGGACCGAGAGAUGUCCCGCUGGCACAACAUCUCCGUGGUCGCCACGGAAAUAAACAACCCUCGCCAGACAACACGCGUCCCCGUGUUCAUCAAGGUGCUGGACGUCAACGACAACGCCCCCGAGUUCGCCAUGUCCUACGACACCUUCGUCUGCGAGAACGUCAAAGCAGGACAGCUGAUCCAGACGAUCAGUGCUGUGGACACAGAUGAACCUCUUGUCGGCCACAAAUUCGUCUUCAGCAUAGCCCCAGCCAACCCAAACUUCACCAUAGUGGACAGAGAAGACAACACGGCCAACAUCCUGACGCGGAGGGGCGGGUUCCGGCGCCGCGAGAUGAGCAUGUACUUCCUGCCCGUGGUCAUCUCGGACAACGACUACCCCAUCCAGAGCAGCACCAGCACGCUGAUUGUGCGCGUGUGCGCGUGCGACAGCCGCGGCAACAUGCAGACGUGCAACCCCGAGGUGCUGCCCUUCUCCGACGGCCUCACCACCGGCGCCCUGGUGGCCAUCCUGCUCUGCGUCGUCAUCCUCCUCAUGAUCGUGGUUCUGUUUGCCGCCCUGCGGAGGCAGAGGAAGAAGGAGCCCCUGAUCAUCUCCAAGGAGGACGUGCGCGACAACGUGGUGAGCUACAACGACGAAGGCGGCGGCGAGGAGGACACCCAGGCCUUCGACAUCGGCACGCUGCGCCACCCCGAGGCCAUGGACGCCAACAAGAUGAGGCGGGACAUCAUCCCCGAGAUGCUGUUCCCGUACCGACGGUCGUCGCCGACCAAGGACCACAACGGGGACGUGCGGGACUUCAUCAAUGGCCGCCUCCAGGACAACGACAGCGACCCUACGGCGCCGCCCUACGACUCGCUGGCCACCUACGCCUACGAGGGCAGCGGGUCGCUGGCCGAGUCCCUGAGCUCGCUGGAGUCGGGUGCCACAGAGGGAGACCAGGAUUACGAUUACCUCACCGGCUGGGGCCCGCCCUUCAAGAAGCUGGCGGAGAUGUACGUGGCCAAGAGCCCCGAUAGAGAGACUUAGGAGUGCGGUGCUGCCGGUGGUGGCUUGAGGAUUCUCUAUCUUGCUUUCACUUUCGCUUUAGCUUUCUCUUUCUCUUUUUCUUUCAUUUUCUCUUUCGCUCCCUCUCCCUCUCCCACUCUCUCCCUCUCCCUCUCCCUCCCUCUCUCACUCCCUCUCUCUCUCUCUCUCUCUCUCUCACACAAAUGCACAUACUGUACACACACACACUCACACAUUCCUGCCAUCUGGGUGUGGAUGUUUUCGGAAAACGUUGGAAGCCAGAACUUGAACUUGAAGCGGAACUUUCUAAACCAAUUGAGGAAAAAACUAAAGGUUUUACUCGCAGUUUUACUGUUUUUUGGUUUUUCCUUUUUGGGUCUUAAAUCAGUAAAGAUGCCUUUUGAAUUUUAGGACAUUUUGUGAAUCAUAGUGAGGGCAACGUGUUUUGUAACUGAGCUGAGAGAUAGUAGUGUUGUAUACUAUCGGUGUUUAAUGGCGGCAGGCUUAAGGGUUUUAUUGGUGGGUAGAGAUUUUUUCAGUUACUUCUUGCCCAAUUACAUUAGAUACUGUAAAUGUACAAACUGUUUUUUGAUGAUGGACAUCCUAUAUACUAUUUGGUAUCUUCGUUUGACAAGCAAUGUUCAUGAAUGUUCGUGGAUGGUUGGUGCAGUUUAAUUCGUCGAAACUGUGUACUCAUGAUUUCAUCGUAUAUGUGUAAUAUGUAAUGGAAAAAAAGAAAGUGUAUCUUUUAGGAUUAAAACAAAAAACACCCUGUCAUACACUGGAUUCAAUGCCAUUUGAAUGCUGAGUCAUAUUGUUUUAUAUUUAUAUUUUUAUACUUAUUUUCUUAA
Molecule: messenger RNA, 1997 nt
Organism: Gadus chalcogrammus (walleye pollock)
Lineage: Eukaryota; Metazoa; Chordata; Actinopteri; Gadiformes; Gadidae
Product: cadherin-10-like
Exons: 5
Coding region: 148-1167 (339 amino acids)
Biological process (GO): homophilic cell-cell adhesion; cell-cell junction assembly; calcium-dependent cell-cell adhesion
Cellular component (GO): adherens junction; plasma membrane; catenin complex
Molecular function (GO): calcium ion binding; cadherin binding
Source: RefSeq, a predicted model, not a curated record